AUGGAUGAUGGAUAUGCUGCGAUUUGUAUAUCUAUCAAGGACCAACGUCAGGAUCUACCCGAGUUCCUCAUCCAUCACUAUUACCACCUUGGUAUAAGAUAUUUCUACAUCAUGGAUGAUGGUUCAGAGCCACCAUUGUCUGAAUUGGAAGAUCUGGGGGUUCCACGGUCAGCAUUAUCAUUUACUUACCAGGAUCGUGCAACUCGAGACCCUCGCAUGCAGAUGGUCUUCUACGACAAUUGCUUACAGGAACGUGGCAAACUUCACCACUGGAUUGCAUUUUUCGAUGCAGACGAGUUUCUCGAAGUGACUUCACCAAAUCAAACGUUUCGGGAGAUCUUAGAAGAAUUCGAGAAAAUAGACCACGUGGGUGCUUUGGGAGUAAACUGGCGAAUGCACACUUCGUCAGGACUUCUCACCCGACCAGAUUCCGCUCGAAAGGCAUUCACUACCUGCAUCUACGACGACGUGGAAAAUGGCGGCGCAUCUUCGGACAACCGUCACAUCAAAUCGAUCGUUCGGCCAUCCAAAACACAGAGCCACUUCAAUCCACACAAGUUUCGAAUGAUACCUGGGGUACUAACCGUGGGAGAGGAUGGUGAUGAGAUAUUCUCGAUUGCGUGGCGGCCCAUUACUAGGCAGCGUCUAGCAUUACAUCACUAUGCUGUCAAAAGCAGAGCAGAGUACGAAGAGAAGGUGCACAGAGGAAAUGGAAUGACAGACCCAAAGGGCCAACAAUUCUGGGAUCACGUCGAGACGAUGCCUCAUGUAGACUGUCCAGAGAUGGCUGCUUAUGAUCCUUAG
Molecule: messenger RNA, 804 nt
Organism: Mollisia scopiformis
Lineage: Eukaryota; Fungi; Ascomycota; Leotiomycetes; Helotiales; Mollisiaceae
Exons: 1
Coding region: 1-804 (267 amino acids)
Source: RefSeq, a predicted model, not a curated record